Python bivittatus (Burmese python) is the source of this 317-nucleotide messenger RNA. Lineage: Eukaryota; Metazoa; Chordata; Lepidosauria; Squamata; Pythonidae. The record is from RefSeq and is a predicted model, not a curated record.
GCACAAUCUUGGUAGACAGCAUGUUGAUCAAAGGAACAGCAGGAGGAUCUGAUCCCACUAUCGAACUCACAUUAAAGGAUAACACAGACUACUGGGUCAUUUUGGAUCCUAUCAACCAGAGACUUUAUCUUAACAGCACUGGACGAGUUCUGGACAGAGAUCCACCAGUGUCCAUUCAAUCUAUUGUGGUCCAAGUCCAAUGCAUUAAUCGGAAAGUAGGAACUGUUAUCUACCAUGAAGUUCGGAUCGUGGUAAGGGAUAGAAAUGACAACUCUCCCCAGUUCCAGCAAGAACAAUACUAUGUCGCAGUGAAUGAG